AUGGAAAGAGUAACGAUAGAAGAUUUAAAUAAGCAUAUCGCAGAAUUUUUAGAUUGGUAUAGGGACUAUGUUCAACAAAUGGAUGAGCUCCGCAUGAAUGAAUUAGGGGAAAAGUUAAAGUGGUAUGUUGUAGGGCCUCCGGCGCUCCAGCGUCCCUCCUUUGUCCAUCUCCAUCUGACGUGGCAUCAACCACGUCAGGCCCUUUUUAUAAAAAUAAAAAAAAUAAAAAUUCAAAACCAGGUUAAACACGAAAUAGCUGCCAUAUUCUCCCAAAAGUUUUUCCCCCCAAAUCUUUCCCUCCUCCCUCCACGCCACCGAUCGCCACCACCAACUACCCCACAAGCACCGCUGCCAAUUGCAUCCAUCUCCAUCUCUAUCCACAAGACUUCCCAAGGAAAUGCUAUUGUGGACACACAUGAAUAUUUGUUGCCUCCUGUUAGUAAUAUUCAACAUGACAAUGUAAUUGGAACUCAAAAUAGUGUAAUUACUCAGACAAUCUCAAAUCCUGCAGAAUCAGGCUAUGACACAUUGUGUCAAUCAAGUGAGACGCUGCUUGUCAUGGAGAUUGUGUUAGAAACAUACAUCGAAAAUGCUACUGUGGAGCAUGCUUUAGUGUUUUGGUGGAGCAUAUGAUGUGAGGCAAAUUAAUGUAUGGGAUGAUUCAAUAUUUCUAUUUGAGAAAUAUUUGAUGUAAUUUUGUUCCUAAAAUGAUCUUUAUUGAGGUUUUGCAGAAUGAUCUGUAAAUUUUCAUGGUCUAUAUUGGGCUCUUAUUUCGUUAUGUAGUUUCUUGAAGAUUCUCAAUUUGGGCACUUUGACUUAUUUAUUUGAUAUUGAGGACGAAGCUUUAUUUUGCU
Messenger RNA from Alnus glutinosa, 854 nucleotides. RefSeq lists its product as uncharacterized. The transcript has 6 exons. The coding region runs from base 1 to 633 and encodes 210 amino acids. NCBI's taxonomy places the organism in Eukaryota, Viridiplantae, Streptophyta, Magnoliopsida, Fagales, Betulaceae. The record is from RefSeq and is a predicted model, not a curated record.